CUUCCUCCCACUCCGUCACUCCUCCAACUGAACUGCUCAACCGCACCCCUCCUUUCACGCACCCUUGCCCGAAAAAAGUCAUUGCCGCUGCCAUAACUUUCUUCCCUCAAUUUCGAAGCAGUACUUAUUUCGACCUCUACUUCAGAGUCCGCACACGCCACGGAAACAAUCGCCGAGACCCAAGUCUUAUCAUCUUUCGCUGGUCACCAACAAGACGGCGCUCGGGCCCUUCUUUGACAAACCCCUCCCUCAUCACCACAUUCAUCUACACGAGACCUGAAAAUUGCGGUGAACCGAACGAUUCAGUUGCAACGAUCACCUCAUCGACCUACUGGGUUGUCCUUGGACAUCUUCGCAACAAAGGAACCCUUCCCACCCAUUGUCCGAACCUGAGUUCCGAAACGCAAUUGCCUAUUUCACGAAACGGUUGAAAGUGGUUGUUCUUCUCUCGGAUUAACGAGCAGACCUGUACACAAUCUAGCUGGUAUUGGACCUCAAGUCUUGUGGGAAUCUUAGAAGUGUUAGGGAGGAAAGAGAAGCCAACAUGAACCCACACCAGAAGAACAAGAUUGACCUCAGUAAACUAUCGGCGGAUGAGCAGCGUCUGUUCAGGCUGUAUGGCAAGCUGCCAAACAAGAAGGAUCUCUUGCAGAACAAGUUGAAGGAACGCAAGUAUUUUGACUCCGGUGACUAUGCUCUGUCAAAAGCCGGAAAGGCCUCCGAUACUGGCGUAACAACCAUCGGUACCGAGCAUCCCAAGGCAGAGGAGAUCCCACACACCAGCCCUCUCAUGCAUACUAUCUCGCGCAACGACUCAGUCUCGGGAGUAGCGGGAUCUCCGGAUGGUCAGCACAUGCUGCCCCCCGCAGGCUUCCACCGCGGAAGUAUCAACGGAAUCCCUGGUAGUAGCCUCCCUGGUGCCACCGGCCGCAGCCCCGUCAAAGAGAGCAGCUUUCUGGCCAGGAGCGCAAGUAUUGUCGAAAGCGACGGGAACGACACCCAAACCGGCGACAAUGCAGGAAGCAACCUAGAAGGGAGCAUCAGCCCGCCGGCUGUGAAGGAGGGAAUCCCUAUCCGAAGAUGAUCACGAUCUAUGCACGUCUUAAACCCGGCAGGGCCGGUAUUAUGGCGAUUGAGACAGGUCAUGAUGGCUUAGCACCGCUACGCUGCCAUCUACGAAGGUGCAUGCUCAGCUCAGCCAACUUGUGCAUCGGUGAGCCGUUAGCUGAUGUCGGCGGUUGAGGCGGAGACUGGGGGCGAGAGCCGAUCUUUGCUUUGUCUUUCGGGUGAAACUGCGCCAAUAUUGCAGAAAUGACAUGGCUCGCCGCCGGAAAGCAUUCGUUACGGGCCCGGUUCUGGUACCAAGCUAUGCUAUGCUACCUUAUGCUAUGCUUUUGUUGUUAUGUGUGAUGUUCACGAACAGGAGCUGCGAAGUUUAUCGAAUGGGACGGUGGCGUUUUUGCUUUUGCUGUAUCUGUCAAUUGCCACGUCUCCGCGUUAUGUCCACAGCUUGAGCUGUCAGGGAGAGAGGUUUCCGUCGCCAGCUCGUGGUAAGAGCUUGAAGUCGCCAGGGUCCUCAUCCUGUCAAUACUUCCGUGACAGGCCAAAGCCUCACGGACAAGACUACGUAGCAACACGAGAUUCCAAACAC
Messenger RNA from Exophiala dermatitidis NIH/UT8656, 1651 nucleotides. RefSeq lists its product as uncharacterized. NCBI's taxonomy places the organism in Eukaryota, Fungi, Ascomycota, Eurotiomycetes, Chaetothyriales, Herpotrichiellaceae. Bases 545 to 1084 code for a protein of 179 amino acids. Gene Ontology annotation, molecular function: protein phosphatase inhibitor activity. Gene Ontology annotation, cellular component: cytoplasm. The record is from RefSeq and is a predicted model, not a curated record. The transcript has 3 exons.